Oldenlandia corymbosa var. corymbosa is the source of this 2140-nucleotide messenger RNA. NCBI's taxonomy places the organism in Eukaryota, Viridiplantae, Streptophyta, Magnoliopsida, Gentianales, Rubiaceae. The record is from the annotation of a GenBank genome assembly.
CAGAAUUUGAUUUGCAAGAAUUAGAAAAUAAGGGAGCACCACAUCCAGAACUCCCUGCUCAGAAAGCAAGAGCAACCAAAAAAAUUUCCCCAUGAAAAUAACCGCUCAUAUAUAUGGUUGGUUCAGAUAUCAAAGUUCUUAGGUUUGACAAAUUGUACUUUGCUUUGCAUUCAAGUUGUUUUUCUUUUUUUUUUUUCAGCUCCACAAAUCUCUGUUCACCCGUGAAAAAGUCUCCGUCGUCCAAAAAUCCUAACUUCCUGAACCCGAAUCUUCCUCCCUCUGUUUGUUUCUCUUUUCUUUUGUUUUUCCUUCCGUCCUUCCUCUUUCGGUUUCCUUUAGGGACCAAUCUUCCACUUUUUUUUUUUCCAUCCCCUUUUUCUUUUUGGCGUUUGAAUAUGUAUUGCAUACUUAUUUGAUCCAUAAUUACCAGAUUGAUCAAUAGAUUCAUAGCAAAGAUGAAAAGCUCAAGAGGAGUCCAAUUGUUCAUGGACGACAAAAGCCAACCACGGAAACCAAAAUUCAGGGAAAUGUUGCAUUCAGAUCAUCAUCAUCAUAAUCAACAUCAUCCAAACGAAGAAGAUUACUCUGUACGAAUCAGCAACAUCUCGGAAGCAACUCCCGCAAACGAUCAUCGAUUGAGUUCCGAAAACGGAACUCCGCCGCACGGCACGCCGUCGUUAGACAAUUUAUCUUGGGACAACAGCCAAGCAUCUCCAUACACAACCGAGCAAUCAUCUCCAUUGGCAAGAUCGCCGUGGUCAUCUCGGGUCGAAAUGGAUCAUGACAAUUACUCCUACACGGGUCUAAUGGGAUCCCUUAUGCGAGAAGAAGGCCACAUUUAUUCAUUGGCUGCUAAACGGGAUUUAUUGUAUACGGGAUCAGAUAGCAAGAACAUACGGGUUUGGAAGAAUCAAACGGAAUUUUCCGGGUUCAAAUCGAAUAGUGGGUUGGUAAAGGCAAUCAUAAUUGCCGGCGAGAAAAUAUUUACAGGGCAUCAAGACGGGAAAAUCAGAGUCUGGAAGACCUCUCCUAAAGAUCCCAGCACGCAUAAACGAAUUGGGACGUUACCCACGUUGAAAGCUUGCAUCAAGAGCUCAAUGAAACCGAGCAAUUACGUUGAAGUCAGGAGAAACCGGAAUGUGGUUUGGAUUAAGCAUUUCGACGCUAUUUCGUCUCUGAGCUUGAGCGAAGACCACAAUUUUCUGUACUCUGCUUCUUGGGAUAGAACAAUCAAGGUUUGGAGAGUAUCGGAUUUCAAAUGCUUGGAAUCGAUUAAAGCCCACGACGAUGCAGUCAACGCCGUCGUUUCAGGGUUCGACGGGUUAGUCUUCACCGGCUCGGCGGACGGAAGUGUGAAAGUUUGGAGAAGGGAAUUACAGGGGAAAGGAACGAAGCAUUUCUUUUCGCAGAAUUUGCUAAAGCAAGAAUGCGCGGUCACAGCAUUGACCGUUGAUCCGUCCGCGAGUUUCCUCUACUGCGGUUCAUCCGAUGGGCUAGUCAAUUUCUGGCACCGGAAGAAGCUAACGCACGGCGGAAUUCUGCGGGGGCACAAACUGGCGGUGUUGUGCUUAGCUACGGCGGGGAAUUUGAUAUUCAGUGGAUCAGCUGAUACGAAUAUUUGUAUAUGGAAAAGGGAUGAAAGUGAGCAUAUUUGUUUGUCCGUUUUGAACGGGCAUUCCGGCCCGGUGAAAUGCUUGGCCGUGGAAGAAGAUAGGGCGGCGGUGGUGGGAGGCGAUGAUCGUGGUCGGCCUUGUAUUUUGUACAGCGGAAGCUUAGAUAAGUCGGUGAAGAUAUGGAGGGUGUCCCCACAGGUGGCGGCGCGUGGUGAACAACAACUAUCGCCGCAAGAACAGACGGAAGACUUGACAGCAACCAAUAAUUUUCCAUCAAUUCAUAGCUUCUCGUCUCAGAAUAGUAGAGUGAGUGAAAGGAGACAUUUAUAGCAAAAAACAUGUGCUAAUUAGGAGACAACAUCGAUCACCAUUUAUAUUUCCCUGUCCAUUCAGUACAAUACAUUUGCAUGUUGAGCCAUGCAAAUGACAGCACAUGAAAAUUGAAGGUUUUGUUUGCGAUCUUUCAUCUCUGUAAAUAUUGGAGUUGUGAAUUUGUGUAGUUAUAUUUUGCAAGUCUAUAUUGAAAC